AUGGCGAAAGUCGGCUUACUUUCGCUUCUCUAUCCUUUACUUCUUUCCAUCCUCGUGCUCAACUGCCACUGCCUAGAACGAAAGCUCCAUGUUGUCUACAUGGGAGACCGGUCUCACGAAGACGAAUCGGUUGCAACCAAACAUCACUCCAUGUUGCAUAGAGUCCUCGGCAGUGCUUCGGCGGCCAAAGACUCGUUGGUUUACAGUUACGGAAAAAGUUUUAACGGAUUCGCAGCAAAGCUAACACAGGAGGAAGCAUCAAGAAUUUCAGAUAUGGAUGGAGUGAUCUCGGUGAAUCCGAGCCGUACAUACAAGCUCCACACCACCAGAUCUUGGGACUUCGUCAACCUAACCAUCGACAAAGUCGGAGCACCACAAGAAUCCGAUGUCGUCAUCGGCCUCCUAGACACGGGAAUCUGGCCCGAGCAUCCGAGUUUCAACGACACGGGUUUCGGUCCUCCUCCGUCGAAAUGGAAGGGUACCUGCACAAACACAAAUUUCACCUGCAAUAACAAGAUCAUCGGAGCACGUUACUACAACAGCGAAAACGAGUACUACCAAGGAGACAUCCCAUCUCCGAGAGACUCCGAAGGACACGGGACCCACACGGCCUCGACCGCCUCGGGAAUCGAGGCGGACGCGAGCUACUUCGGUCUAGCUAAAGGCGUAGCCAGAGGAGGCGUGCCGAGUUCGAGAAUCGCGGUCUACAAAGUUUGCUGGUCGUCCGGUUGCGGUUCCGCAGACAUCCUUAAAGCCUUCGAUGAUGCAAUAGCGGACGGAGUCGAUAUCAUAUCCGUUUCUUUAGGAUCCGAGUGGCCCAUGGAUUACUUUGACGACCCGAUCGCGAUCGGAUCUUUCCAUGCUAUGAAAAACGGAAUCUUGACCGCCAACUCAGCGGGAAACUCCGGCCCUUCCCCUGUUUCCGUCGCCAACUAUUCUCCUUGGACACUCACCGUGGCUGCAAGCUCGAUCGACAGAAAAUUCGUCGCUAAAAUGGAACUCGGAAACGGUCAAAUCUUCACCGGGAUCACUAUCAACACGUUUGAUUUGAACGGGACAUCGUACCCUCUAAUAUGGGGCGGAGAUGCUGCGAACUACACCAUCGGCUCGAGUCCCGAUAUCGCGAGACUUUGCUUACCUGGCGCUAUGAGUUCCGAUAUAGUGUCGGGAAAAAUCGUUUUCUGUGAAGCUCUUUGGGAUGGUUCCGGAAUUCUUAUGGCUAACGGCGUGGGGACGAUAAUGUCCGACGUCAAUUUCGUAAAUCCCGAUGUCGCCUUUAGCUGGCCGUUACCGACAACAAUUAUCAGCCCGGAAAAUGGCCGAGCUGUCCUCGAAUACAUCAGAAGCACAGAGAAUCCUACGGCAACGAUUUUCGUUACGGACGCAUGGAAAGACGUUAUGGCUCCGAUGGUUGCGUCGUUUUCUUCGAGAGGACCGAGCCCCAUCUCCCCCGACAUUCUCAAGCCGGAUAUUACAGCACCCGGUGUGGAUAUUCUUGCCGGGUGGUCCCCACUUUCACCGUCGUCGGUCUACUACGGCGACACACGGAGCACGCUCUACAAUAUCAUUUCAGGCACAUCCAUGUCUUGUCCGCAUGUCAGUGGCGCUGCCGCCUACGUCAAAGCUGUUCACCCGAACUGGUCGCCUGCCGCCAUCAAAUCCGCCCUCAUGACAACAGCUUACGUAAUGGACCCCACAAAACACGAAGAUCUCGAAUUCGCAUACGGUUCGGGUCAAAUCAAUCCAGUUGCUGCAAGAAACCCCGGUUUAGUAUUCGACGCAUCGGAAAAGGACUACAUCAACUUCCUCUGCAAACAGGGCUACAACGCUUCGACCCUCGGUCUAGUCACGGGUGACAACAGCACCUGUGCCGGUACGACACCUGGCAGAGCAUGGGAUCUCAACUACCCGUCUUUCUCUCUCUACGUGUUAGACGGACAGCAGAUUAUGGGAACCUUCACCAGAACAGUUACAAAUGUGGGAGCUGCGAAUUCAACCUACAAAGCAACCUCGUACGUGCCGGAACUCAUCGGUCUUGCAAUCGAACCGUCUGUACUAACAUUCUCGGAAGUUGGACAAACGCAGACGUUCACCGUGAAAGUGGCGGGACCCGCCAUAUCGCAGCAGCCGAUCGUGUCUGGCGCAAUCGUAUGGACCGAUGGAUCCUAUGUUGUCAGGACGCCAAUUGUCGUCUACAAUUACUUACCCGGAGCGCCUUACAAUCUCGACACGGCUGCAGCAAAUCCAACUCUGCAGCGUUCUUCGGUUUACAAGAAAGUUCAAAGCAUUCGAAAUAGCCAAACACGUCAUUAGUUUCUUUAAAAUGAAGCAACGAUACUAUGUUUCAAAAGUGACGGCAACAAAUAAAGAGGCGGUUAAAAAUUCCAUGCCGCGCUCCGAGAAUUGUACGUUGCGACGAGAAUAUUAAAUAACACCGUUGCCUACUUCUAGAACAUACUACCAUCAAAGUUUCUUCGU
Messenger RNA from Erythranthe guttata (spotted monkey flower), 2478 nucleotides. Its product is annotated as cucumisin. Lineage: Eukaryota; Viridiplantae; Streptophyta; Magnoliopsida; Lamiales; Phrymaceae. The record is from RefSeq and is a predicted model, not a curated record. Gene Ontology annotation, biological process: proteolysis. Gene Ontology annotation, molecular function: serine-type endopeptidase activity.